ACGCAACGCAACGGCAGGCGACGUGAAUUUGAAUCGCGCGUGGCCGCGCACACAAUUCGCUUCCGACCAAUAAAACUUCCUCCAGGGGGGGUGGAGGGCUGGAGGGGGAGCGGCCCGCGUCCCUCUGGUCGAUACAAAGCGGGACGGGAAAGUGCCACGGGGGCCACUUGUGCAGUUGCGCGCCUCGCUCAAGUGCAGCUUUUUUUUUGGUUCAUCAUCCAGCCACCAACCCCUCCCCACCACCACCAACCCAGGCAGCAAUCCAUCCGCCGUGCAAUACACCAGCGUCUUGCGAGAGCUGUUGACACAUCAGUCACGGGACGCAUCAGCGGCAGCAGGAGCGCAGGCUACACACACACAGAGAGAGAGAGAAGGCUCGCGUCAUCAACACGCCAGUCUCAAUUCGUUUUCACCGGCCACAAUUAAAAAGACCUCCGUCGUCCGUAGUUCGGUUGCUGCUGCUGCUGUUGUAGUCGUAGUUUCGCUGCGAAGAGAUGGCAGCUGUUUACGGCACCAGCAUGCGCACCAAGUUGCCGCUCGUGGGGUUCAUCCUGCAAGUGUCGAUGAUCAUCCUGUACGGCGUGUUCGUGCGCUACGACAAGGAGAGCGACGCCAAGUACGAGACGAACACCACGGACCACGCGGAGAAUGAUUUUUACUUCCGAUACCCAAGCUUCCAGGACGUGCACGUGAUGGUCUUCGUCGGCUUCGGCUUCCUCAUGACGUUCCUGCAGCGCUACGGCUACAGCAGCGUGGGCUUCAACUUCAUGAUCGCCGGCUUCGGCAUCCAGUGGGCCAUCCUGGUGCAGGGCUGGGUGCAGCACUUUGACUCCGUCACCGGCACCAUCAAGGUCGGCCUGGAGAGCAUGAUCAACGCGGACUUCUGCAGCGCCGCCGUGCUCAUCUCCUUCGGCGCCGUGCUGGGCAAGACCAGCCCCGUGCAGCUGCUCAUCAUGACCGUGAUCGAGGAGCUCAUCUUCGCCGUCAACGAGUUCGUGGGCAUCUACAUCCUGCGGGUGAAAGACGCCGGCGGCUCGAUGAUAAUCCACAUCUUCGGCGCGUACUUCGGCCUCACGGUGACACGAAUGCUCUACAGGAAGGGCCUUGAGGAAGGCCACCCCAAGGAGGGUGCCGUGUACCACUCUGACCUCUUCGCCAUGAUCGGGACCCUCUUCCUGUGGAUGUUCUGGCCGAGCUUCAACUCGGCCAUCGCUCUGCACGGGGACGACCAGAUGAGGGCCGUCAUGCACACCUACUUCUCCCUGGCCUCGUGCGUGCUCACCACCAUCGUCAUCUCCAGCCUCCUGGACAACCACGGCAAGCUCGACAUGGUUCACAUCCAGAACGCGUCGCUGGCUGGCGGCGUGGCAGUGGGCACGUGCGGAGACAUGAUGCUCAGCCCGUACGGCGCCCUCAUCCUGGGAUUUAUCGCCGCCAUCAUCUCCACCUUUGGCUUCAAGUACCUGACGCCCGUCCUCGCCUCCAAGCUGAAAAUCCAGGACACCUGCGGCGUUCACAAUCUGCACGGCCUCCCGGGCAUCCUCGCGGGCAUCGCCGGUGCCGUGGUGGCUGCGUGCGCCUCCGAGGAGGUGUACGGAUUCAGCCUGUACCGGACCUUCCCCGACCUGGUGCCGAGCGACGUGAACAGCGUGGAGUUCAAGCGGAUCGCGCAGGUCUACAAAGACAUUGAACCCGGGCAGGGGCGCACGCCGCUGCUGCAGGGCGGCUUCCAGGCGCUGCAGAUCCUCGUCACGCUCGGCAUGGCCAUCGGAGGCGGCCUCAUCACCGGAUUCAUCCUCAAGCUGCCCUUCUGGGGGCAGCCCCCCGAUAAGAACUGCUAUGAGGACAACGUCUACUGGGAGGUCCCUGGGGAGGGGGAGGAGGAAGAGGAACUGGGUUCCGUUCACCAGAAGCUUGGCGGAGAUGGGGAGCAAGCAUAAGAUGAGCACAGCCACCACCACCGCCACCACCGCCACCACUACCGCCACUACCACCACCGCCGCCAGCACCGCCACCACCACCGUGGCCACCAUAUAUGCCAAGACUCUCACGCAACGCUCACCCACAGACCCUUGCCCAUGUGCCUUCCAGCAUCCCAAAACACUCCAACGUCAAACGAAUGUUCAUAGACUCACCAACGCUCGUAUUCGUCAAUUGGCGUCAACACGUCAUUGUGUAUUGCGCCAGCCGGGAUCAGAUUUUACAAUUUUGCAGCAUUAUCCAGUACCCUGCAGUGUUGAAAAGUUACACGAAUCGAGGCCGUUUUGCUUUCCAGCAAAAUGUUUUCAAAGAGGAGAUAGGUUUAGUGAAUUAAGAUUGUGUUUUUUUUGUUUUUUUCAUCAUCAUCAUCAUCAACAUCAUAAUCAAUUUCCUUCCCACUGACACAUGUGAACAUGUCUUGCAAUGUUUUCUGCUUGACAAGUAACAUUUGAAACUUUUUUAAUAACGGAUUUGGAAAAGAAGACAUAGUGCACAACAAAUAUAAGUUUGUAGUUUUGAGUGGCUGAUUAGAAUCUAUAAACCAGGGUGCCAUGAAUUGUUUAAUAAGCAUUUAUCCAUUGUUUUACGCUCUUCAACCUUGAGCUGAAGUUAAAUGAUGCAACGUUUAUGCAAUUAACAAUCGCGUCUCCAAAUAUCACGCAUCAGCCUAUUUUAACAAAUUUACACUUUUGUACUUCCAUUUUUCAUACUAUAUUUUACCUUAUUGACCUAUUCUAGCCAACACCACACACAUUUUUGACAAUAACACAGUUCAUGAGAGGCCAGUCCCACCCAGCCCUUCUUGCCUAGAAAACCCAGCCUAAAUAUCUAAUGCAAGGGAAAACAUUUUCUGAGAAGAAAAUAUUUUCUGAGAGGAAAAUGUUUCCUAAUUUUUGUCCUAAUGGGGAGAGAAUUCAAAUAUUACUUUACGCAAGCUUCAUGACACUAGUUUUGUAUUCAUAAACGUUUGUGUCGUUUGCCACCAAUUUUUGUACGCGCUGACAUGUUGCCCUUGACGACUCUAUCAAUGCCACGUGACUUCAUCCAGCCAAUAACAGCGAUGUUCGCCUGUGCAACAGUCAAACCGUUUUCGCCUUGGUGUUGAACAAGUUGCAUGUUCGCAGAGCCAAAUUCACCUUUAAUGAGGCACUCAUUGCAGCCCCUGUAAUACCGAACGACGAAACAAUGAUCACGUGCAGCAUUUUUGCUGAAUAGUUGCAACGUUAAACGUCAGUUUUUAGGCACGUGUUCUUGGGUCUUUCGGUAAAGUCACGUAGAUGGAUAAUCUUGGGUCUUCACCGAAAGACUCAAGAAUAUGAAUUCCUGCAGUCACGAAAGCUUUAAGUCAAGGUUUUAGGCACAUGCUGCAAUCAACCUGUCCCAACAAUUAGCAUAGUGUCUUUCUGUCCAAAACUAUCAUUCGGUGACCAACUCAACAAAAGUCGUUUUGAAAAAAAUGCUAAGUAACUUUAACAUGACAGGAAAAUAUUUUUGGGUUUUAUUUUAAUGCUGUGAUGAAACAAUUUACAGGGUGCAUUGCAGAUUUAGUUUUCUGGUCUAAUUUUUUUGUUUUCUCUUCCCGAAUACGGCAUUUGCACUGCCCACAUUCAUGCACAAGCCAUUCCGUACUCGGGGCAAGCCUUAAACAAGGCGGACAACACCUCUGAAUGAAUAUAUUUUCAAAGAAGCGCGUUCCCAUGAAACGAAUCCGCUGCAGGUAUUUUUUAACAGGGAUUUCAUAUUUUAAACGUUGCCAUUCUGAAAUAAUGCAUUUUAAAAGCGUGAACGCAAUUUUUACUUAGUGCUUUUGUUCUCUUAUUACUCAGCCUUUUGUUUUAAAAAAGCAUCAGCUCUUAAACUACGAUAUAUUAAUAAUGAUAAUUGCGUAAAAUCCAUCGCAGCUGUCUUGAGUUUAAGUUAACAUCACUUUCCGCACAAACAGCUUUCACUUGUUGACGCUACCCAACAGGUUUUUUUUUUACCACCCUCCUGAAAUAAAGAUGAAGCAGCAAUUAACGGAUUAUCUUUUAAACCUUUUGUGUAAUCUACGUUUAGUUCAUUAUACACGCGCUGAUGCUGCAUUCCAGUGGCGGUUUGUGAUUCCAGGUUAAAGAGAUGGCAAACAAGAAGGCAAUGAAGUGCCCACUUCGGGAGUUUCCAGUCUCAGGUGAUGAUGAACUCACGUGGUAUGAUAAUUGGAACACGGUUGCAAUGUGUCGUGGUGGUGAUGCUGCACCAUUGUUUGGGCACCCACACCUCACCAGUUUUCCUGCAAAGCUUCGCGGUGGAUACAGCGCCGAUGAUGGAGCCACCGCCUUGUGUGUACCUCUCUUGUCAGUGGGUCCACCUGUGCUGACGAUGAAGCCACUGCGAGCGGGGUUUUUAUUUUUUGUUUCUCGUUUCCCCACUGAAUCCACGUGCACGCGCGUCAUCAACCUGAUACAGGAAGAAAAAAACAAACCUGAGAUGGACUUUGUCUCCGUGUAUCCGGAGCCGGUAAUUGUCACGACUGCAUUUUACUUUUUAUUACAAAAAGGGGCCCCACACGGUUUCACAACGCCUCUGAGCAGCAGCGGUUGAAGAUGUGCUCUUUGGGCAAUUGUGCCAAGAACAGUGGAAUGCGGCAACAGUCGGUCGUCCCAACGUUUAUUGAGUUCAACAAAUGUGAAGGUAAAUUAGCGCAUUUAAAAGGCCAGUAACUGAAUCAACAGAUUAUUUUAUUUUAUUUCAGAAAAAGUUCAAACAUGUUUUGCUUAUUUGUGCUUCUGUUUUCACACAGGCCAGUGUAAAUUAAAUGUGUGCCUGGCCCUAAAGAUGUAUUUUGGUAACCGCAUUAUUGUCAAUGGUGUAGAAACACUGGGUAAAAGACUUUCGGCACCAUCUUACGAUUUCACGAACGCUGCAUUAUAUGCAGGGUGUCCAAAAAUGGGUCAUCCGUGAAAUUUUUAUAAUUAUAAUUAGACGGCAGCUUAGGCUGGCUCCAUACAACUGCAGACACAUUGUCGCGUGGUGAUUUUAUCGUGGUUGCCCGCGCGUCUCGCCUGUAUACGCCCGCAUGUGUUUGCCAACAUCUCCAGCUGUGCCACUUUAUCGCUGAAGCUUUGCAGUAAGAAAACUCUACCCUUUUGUAAUCGUGAACGUGUUGUAGUUCAUGCUGCUGCUGCUGUUGUCUACAUAAUAAUUAUGUUAACAAUGGGCCGUACCUUUUUCGGGACAGCCUUUUUAAGUGAAAUGAAAUCUGCACCGAGUUAACGUUGGUGACGGGGACCCGCUUUCUAUGCCUCCUCUGAAAAGGGGCCGUUUGCCUGUGGUACAGAGUGACCUAUUUGUGUAUGACCACAACAACCAGGUUUUGAUACACUUUUUAAUUGUUGCAUUGAAGUUGCCUUUCUGACAUUGCUUAAUAGAUUUUGGAUUUUUUUUUUACAGUAGGGUAAUAGUAUUUUUCAAGUGCCUUUUUUAUCGUGAUGAAAACUCAGGAAAUGUUGGUAUCAAGACUCCAUAAAAAUGAGUUAUUGAGGGCUGAUUCACAAACCUUUUUUGGUGAAACCCGGCGAACUGUUGAAUCUAAUCGCACGCAUCCAUCUGCCACGCGAGCUUUCACUCCGCCCACAGAUCUUGUAUUGCAGCACACCGCGUUCGAUUGGUUUAGAUAAUCUAUAACCUUCAAAAUAUAGCAUUUUAAUUGCCAGUUCGGAAUCUCUUGAUUCCUGUGUUUUUUUUGUUCAAUGACCAAUUCUCCAACUCGCCUGCUGCAAAUGUUUUUUGAGGUGUUUUAUUGCGUGCCAACGACGCGUGUUCAUUGGGGGUGAAGGCUUCAUAACGUUCGUCAUUUGAUUCCAUUUCACGUCGAAUGCAUUGUUACAAUAUCGUAACUCUGUUAGGGGCUCCUCCGUGUAUAUCUUGUCAGGCUUGGCACGCAGUUUAUUAGCAGAGAGCAUUCGGUGUGUGUUUAUCCGUCGGUACAAACAGUAAAGAUGGGUGCUUAAUUUCAGCCAGGAAUUCUCUUCAAGGGAUUUAUUUGGGCAUGCCUAAUACAUCUCGUCGUACCUGUGAUAUCGUAGGAUCUCAGACGUAUGGUACAAUGGGAAUAAAAAUACGUAUUGCGUUAUCAGGGAUAGGGUGUCCCUUGUACACCCCCCAGUGUGCCGAGCAGUGUUCUGGCAAAUUUCGAGAGAAAUUAUGUCGUGGGUAAGAGAUCAUGCUGAGGUGCAAGCGGGAAGGGCUUGACACAGACUUGGGAGACGAUUAUAUGUUGCAUUGAAUCUGAAAAUUCCAGCCGAAUUGUGACUUGUUUGUACUUGGUGAAACGGAUGCGUGUCACCAGCCAAGAGCCGUGCAUUGGGUGUAUGGUUCGGAGGGACGAGCAGCCAGUCGUAUGAACACGUGCAUGGCCACGUGCUUUCUCGACAAAUCGGAUGGUCUGUGGCAGAGAGAUAAUAUCUGACCGUGAUACGUCUGCUUCACGUUAUUUUUUAAGCAUGACCCUUGUUCAGAAAUAUCACCCUAAAUUUUUUUUGUCAAAUCCAUUUAUUUUCCAUGUUUGUGAAUGCUCCAUGAUGGUCAUAGUUAAUAUUACUUUUUUUGCCAAUAACUUCACGUCGAAGUUGUUUCUGUGUUUUUUUCCCAUUUUGUUGGACAAUGUUACAUAAAGCCCCAUGGGCAUCCCAAAGGCUUACCCAUUCCAUCGGACAGUCGCCAAGUU
Messenger RNA from Lethenteron reissneri (Far Eastern brook lamprey), 6685 nucleotides. RefSeq names its product ammonium transporter Rh type B-like. The record is from RefSeq and is a predicted model, not a curated record. NCBI's taxonomy places the organism in Eukaryota, Metazoa, Chordata, Hyperoartia, Petromyzontiformes, Petromyzontidae. Gene Ontology annotation, biological process: ammonium transmembrane transport; ammonium homeostasis. Gene Ontology annotation, cellular component: plasma membrane. Gene Ontology annotation, molecular function: ammonium channel activity.